This is a messenger RNA of Spea bombifrons (plains spadefoot toad), 1021 nucleotides long. RefSeq lists its product as uncharacterized. The transcript is spliced from 4 exons. The record is from RefSeq and is a predicted model, not a curated record. The coding region runs from base 39 to 671 and encodes 210 amino acids. Lineage: Eukaryota; Metazoa; Chordata; Amphibia; Anura; Pelobatidae.
AAUAUUUAGAGGGAGGCGAUGAGAAGUAAACUCUAGGAAUGGCGUUAUUAACUGGGAAGUACCGGAACCAUAAGACCAUCGAUCAUUCGCCGGUCUCUCAGCUUACAGAGAAACGCCAAAGACCGCGGACUUGUUUUGCGUGUAGGGCCAGUGUCAGUGCGGGCAAUGCGGUCCAGAGGGGCUCCGUGCAAAGCAGCUCCGAUGUGCUUCUGCCACGUCACUCCGACAGCAGCAAACAGAAGUCACAACGCAAAUACAAACUGGAAAAGAUGACAGAUUUGGAACGGUGUGGUACGGGGUCCAGGAAGGUGACCUCAUGCCAAUAUUGCGCCGACGCUAGUGAGCGGGACCCCACAUCAUCCUCGUCUUUGAGUUCCCGUCUACACUCUAGAACAUCAGAACCCUUGGAAGCCAAGGUUCCCGGCUUGCCUGUUCUUCAGUCGAGAAUGACAUCGAAGCUACUUGUUGGAAGCCUACAUGUGACCAGCACGGAACAGGGCGUUCUUCUCUCCAAUGCAGAACUCCGGAAGUGGAUAGUACAGUUUGGUGGAGAUGAACAAGCAGCAUUCAUGGCCAGAGGGCUUCAGAAACUGCAGUUAGGGUACGAGCGUGGCAAAGCAGAAAUGAGAGAACAGGCCAACAAUGGGGUCAACCUGCCCAUGGAACAUUAGGCUCAUCUUUUUGUUCCAGGCUGACCUCGGAGAAUGGAAAUGGCUACUAUAGCUCAAUACAGUAGCUAUACUAUAUGGACAAAAGUAUUGGGACACCUGAACAUUACACCUACAGGGACUUUGAUGACAUCACAUUCUAAAUACAUAGACAUUAAUAUGGAGUUGGUCCCCCUUUCCAGCUAUAACGGCUUCCACCAUUCUGGGAAGGAUUUCCACAAGAUUUUGGAGAGUUUCUGUGGGGGGGGGUUGCCCUUUUAUACAAUAGAGGAUUUGUGAGGAAAGGUCUGUCCAUGGUAUGCAGACAAGAUGUACAAAAUGAGGCAAAUGAAUAAAGAAAAUAAAAAAAACAA